CAAGUAGCAGCUGCGCAUGCGUCACCUUCUAAACGUAAACAACAUUGUUGUGGCUGCGCCCAACUGUUAUGUACAUUUCGUUUCGUCCUCUACUCUGAACGAAUCUGAUCGAACCCAGACUAAACUGCAAAUAUUUUAAGACUUUCACAUUGAUUUACUAAUAGUCCCACUCGUAUUUUAUAUUUUGUUAUUGUGGAUUUAACACGGAAUAGACCAUGUUGCAGAUGAACCGUUUGGUGCUUCAGUAUCAGAACUGUUGCCAUUUAUCGCUUUUCAGUGCGAGCCAUUACUCUUCUCGAAUUACAUAUAAGCCUACUGCUUCUCUAAUUUCUUCGACUGGACAUGAUCAGAGUGGUUUCGGGACUCUGAUGCCCUCAGCUCGAUCGUUCUCAUCGAAGACCGAUCAACCGGAUAACCACGAUAGCAAAACCGGCCCCGUCGAACGAAAACAACAGUCGAACGACUAUCGUAACAAGCAUGGGUCCCAUGAUCGAGCCGACUUGCUAGGACGUCCAUUCGCUAAUCGUGACAUCGAUAAUAGAUGGCAAGGUUUACUGCACGACCGUAAACAAUCCAACGACUCCACCAUGGGCUUUCCAUCCUAUUCGGGCCCGGUUGUGAGCCUACACUCUGCUAUGCAAUCUAAUGUGCCGAAACCUUACUUUCCGAAUGACAGAUCUUCGUUCCCAACUCAUAAUAAUAUGCCUGGUGGAGGAGUAAAGGCCCAGCAAAAGUUUCUCUACGGUGGUUUGCACAGCACUCACCCGAGCAACCAGAAGAGAGAAGAGAGCUACCCGGUUAAAUUCGCCGUCCCUGUCCAUGCAACAACCGAAGCGGAAACACACAACCAACCAGUUUCUAUUGAGUAUCAGGAAACGAAACAAAACGGGUUCGAUACCGAUAACCGAAAUCAGACCGUAUACGAAAACGGAGAAGAAAGCGAUAUGAGUGUGUCUCAUAUUCAAGCCAGUGCCUCGACACCCUCAAAUGCUUCCCAGAUAUAUGCUAGUAGUAUUAAUAAGCAAGGUACCCUAGAUAGUCUUCAGAAUACCCAUUUUACCAGAUAUUUUAGCCACGGUAGCACGCUGGCUCCACAACCAGAGGUCACCUAUGUUUCACCGUGCCCUCAAGGAAUUCAAGGUAACGAUUGCGUUUACUUCCAACAGUGGAUGGAAAGCUGCCUCAGAUACGGCUUAACCAACUGUGAAGAACAGCUGGAGAAUUUAAAGUCCGGUCGGAAAACAUUACAGCAGGUACUUGAUGAACAACAGAAAAUUAUCGAAGAAGCUGCUUUAAAUAUGAAAAGCAAGACAUCAUUGAACGGGGCCACGACCACCACCGCUGUCGCAAUACACUCAGCUAAUGAAGAGCACCUUUUGAACAAGCAUCGGUCGGUUUCAGAUGUCUACCAGAAGCAUCACCAAGACUCCAAGGAUGAGCAGAAAGCAGUGGAACCAGCGUUCGAGGGAUGGAUGCAGACGGCGCUAAACCGAAUCAGGACGGUCUCUUUACGGCCGCAACAACUGCAGUAUCGCCUUCAUCAUCAUCAUCAUCACCACCACCAUCAGCAACAACAGAGGACAUUCUCUACAUCAAACUGGUUUUCAAAUUCUAAAGGGCCCAUUACCCCAGAAAACAAAACAGAAACACAACAAACAUCAACCACAAUUCCAGCCCCAGAUACUGUCAGUAGUACCAGUGACGCCCCUAUCGAACUAACCCGCAGACAACAACUACAAAGAGCUGUCAAAGAGUAUGGUUCUACUGUCAUGGUUUUCCAUAUCACGAUCUCCCUCAUGUCUCUUGGCGGCUUUUACCUUGCAGUCUCCAGUGGAAUAGACCUGGUCGGCCUUAUGAUGAAACUUGGUAUCGGUGAAAACAUUUUGAAAUCCAGGCUUGCUACAGGGGCAAGCACGUUUGUCGUCGCAUAUGCUGUUCACAAAGUAUUCGCUCCAGUUCGUAUAGGCAUUACAUUGAGUGCAACCCCACUUAUAGUGAAGUACCUUCGACUUAAGGGGAUAUUAAAACCACCAAAACCAAAACCAAUCUCAAAAUAAAACCAUAUGUAUUAUUGUAAUAUAGAUACACUGAUAUGUAUUAUAACCAUAUGUAUAUUUAUAUAUAUAUAUAAAAAUAUUUUUUUCUAAAAGAACAAAAAUAAUAAACCAAUGACUAAUAUAUUUCUAAUACUUGUGUGGGUCGAUAUGCCAAUAAAAACUAAAAUAAACACACACUGGUUUGAUACCACUUCUAUCUUUUACCAAUUAAUUA
Octopus bimaculoides (California two-spot octopus) is the source of this 2271-nucleotide messenger RNA. RefSeq lists its product as uncharacterized. Gene Ontology annotation, cellular component: mitochondrion. The record is from RefSeq and is a predicted model, not a curated record. Lineage: Eukaryota; Metazoa; Mollusca; Cephalopoda; Octopoda; Octopodidae.